Molecule: messenger RNA, 345 nt
Organism: Chondrus crispus (carragheen)
Lineage: Eukaryota; Rhodophyta; Florideophyceae; Gigartinales; Gigartinaceae
Exons: 1
Coding region: 1-345 (114 amino acids)
Source: RefSeq, a predicted model, not a curated record
AUGUAUAAAUCCCCCAUGUUGCCUCUGUACUUUACCACCACUUCGUUACCGCAUGCACCCUGCCCUGCCCCAUUGCACAUGCCCCUCCAUAAGCACCUCCACAGCUCUUUGCAAAACUCAACAAUCAGCAUGAAGACGCCUUUCACGCUCUUGUUCCUUACUUGUCUGCUGUCCAUCUCAACGUCUGCGGCCAUUCGCAGUGUCAACGAGCUGAACGCUCGCCAAGGCGUCUUGGAUAUUGACUUGUUCGACGAUCCGGAAAGUCAACGCUUGGAAAGAUGUAUGCAUUCUGUCUGCUUUCCCUUAUACCCGCGAGCAUUUUCAGACUUUUCUCCGACAUACUAA